Striga hermonthica is the source of this 768-nucleotide messenger RNA. NCBI's taxonomy places the organism in Eukaryota, Viridiplantae, Streptophyta, Magnoliopsida, Lamiales, Orobanchaceae. The record is from the annotation of a GenBank genome assembly.
AUGGAUCCGAAUCCGGUGGAUAACCGACGGCGGCCGGGAUACGAGUACCGCCAUCAGAUCGAGAUCGACGAGGGCCGCGUAAUCACGAACCGGGGAUUCUCCCUCGAAGGGCGCUGCGCGUUCGAAUUCCAGAUCGAAACCAAUUUCAUCUUAAAACCAAGAGAUUCCGGCGCCGGCGAGACCAUUCUGUGCUCCGAGACUAUCACCGAACGCAUCUUCCGCAGCGACCACGGGUACGAGCGCUUCUUUCGCUUGCUCAUCUUUCGCUCGGAACUCCGGCUGAGAGAAUACUGGAUGACGGAGGCCCAUAUCCAGGAACUGAUCCGCGAGGCGCUUGACCUGUGCAGAUCCACGGUGCUAUCGACGGCGGACAGGGGUCCACGUGUCAUCCCCGUGACCGUGAGGAUUGACGUCUGCACGGUGCAGCAGGACGGCGAGGAAUUGGGCGCUACCAUGGAUCGGGCGAUUAGGGUUGAAAAUCUGCUGCCGUUGGAUGUCAAUGGCAUUUAUAUUUAUAGGGAUAUAGGCUUUGCGCUGGAGGUUUUCGUCGUGGAAGAUAUGGUGAAGUUCAGAUUGGAGGAUGUCGAGUUGGGCUUGGGCUUGAUGAGGAGUUGCCCGAUAUGCAAGCGGGCCCCCACAUUGGGAGCCCAGUUAUCGACUCUUGCGUGUGGCCACACGUUUCAUUGCCGUUGCAUAGUUGGGUCUUUGCGUAAUAAGAACUCGUGCCCGGUCUGCAAUGUCUCCGUCUAUGAUGAAAAUCCAGAAUAA